AUGUCGACAUCCUGUACCAGCAGCUCCAGAAGAGACAUUGAUGCAGUCUUCAUCAGACAUGCCCUCCAGAACUUCUCAACCAGUGUGCAGGAUAUUAGGGACUCUCAGCUGCCACCGGAAGAAGCAACAGGAGUCACAAGACCGAGGACAGCUUUGGGAGAGGAAGAGAAGCAGAGGCUGUCAAAAGAGAUCUGCGACACCAUCCUGGAUCACACCAAAGAAAGGUUCUCCUUCACUGACCAUCUAGUGAGUGCCACCUUACUACAACAAGAGAUGUUUGAAAGGUACCACCAUUCAUUCCCUGAUGAAGCUCUUAAUACCACUGUGAAGGCCUACCCUAUGUUGAACAAAGCAAAGCUCAAGACGGAAUUAUCUCUCAUCUAUGAGAAUCCUGAAUUCAAGCACUGUUGCGGUGGAUUUGGCUCUGUAACAGGAACUGCCUGUGUGGAAAGCAACAAAUCUGAGAUACAGCAGAUGGAAAAGCUGUGUACAGAGGAAACAUGUGAAGUUGGAGAUGAGGAGGAUGAGUUCCCACAUCCCAUCCCAUGGCGAAAGAUUGAGGCGCAGGGGCUUGACUGUGACUAUGGCCUACUUUUCUCCAAAGAAGAAGCAAACAGGCUUUUCAUGCAGCUAGAGGAAGAGGUGGAGUACUUUAUAGGCGAAGAAGCGAAGGUGCAGGUGUACGGGAAGAUGCACAGCGUUCCACGGAAGCAGGCGACGUAUGGGGAUGAAGGACUGGUGUAUUCUUUUUCUGGAGUGCAUCUUGCAGCUAGAGUCUGGACUCCGACUCUAGAAUAUAUCCGUGAUGCCGUGACCAAUGCCACAGGGCACACAUUCAACUUUGUCCUGAUAAACAGGUAUAAAGAUGGCCAGGAUCACAUCGGGGAACACAGGGACGACGAGCAUGAGUUGGACCCUUCUUGUCCCAUUGCCUCGGUGUCUCUUGGAGCUGUGCGUGACUUUGUGUUCAGGCAUAAAGAUGCUCGCAGGGAGCCAAAAAAAUGUCAUCUAGAGCCUGUGAAACUGGAACUGGCCCAUGGGAGCCUUCUUCUCAUGAACUCUCCCACUAACACGUACUGGUAUCACAGCCUGCCGGUGCGGAAAAAGGUGAAGACUCCACGCAUCAAUCUUACCUUCAGACGCAUUAUAAAAGGUCACCAAAAAAGGAAAAAGGAGUGACUUUUCUGUAAAUACUGUUAGUGUGUGACUGAAGAGUUCUUAGUGUAACUUACAGAUAAGAAAACACACCACAAAAUUCUGUAGCUAAUAUUCAGCUAGCUUAAUGGCUAAUUAUCUGUUAGCAAAAUGCAGUACUAGUCAAAAGUUUGGAGACACCUUCUAGUACAGUAGUUUUUCUUUAUUUUUAUUAAUUAAAAGACAAUUCAUGUCUUAAAGUAAUGAUAGACUGUCAUUUCUCUUUACUUAGUUGAGUGGUUCUUGACAUAUGGAUUACUACAGUUGUAGAAUAGGGCUAUUUACUGUGUUUUUAUUUACUAUUUAUUGUUUGAUCUCAAACGCAUUAAGAAGGUAAGAAACUCAUCCACUGCUUAACUUGUGAUGACACACCUGUUACUUGAAAAGCAUUCCAGGUGACUACCUCAUGAAGCUGGUUAAGAUAAUGCCAAUAGUGUCAUCAAGGUAAACGCUGGCUACUUUGAAGAAUCUAAAAUAUGAAACAUUUUUAAACACUUUUUUUUGUUGUUGUUGUUGUUUACCAUACAUUUUCCAUUUGUGAGUUCAUAGUUUUGAGGUCUUCAGUAUUGUUGUACAAUGUAGAAAAUAGUCCAAAUACAAAAAAACCUAUGAAUGAGUAGGGGUGUAUAAACUUUUGACUGAUACUGUAGAGCUGCCUGUAAAUUAACACACCUAACAGUGAGCACAGGGACAUUCUGCUUCAUGUUAUGCAAUAUAUACAGUCAUUAAAAUCAAAGUUUUCAGUAAAGAACCAUGUGGCUCAUGGAGGUGGGAGGUUGAAAAUAAAGCUCCAUUCAGUAAUGUGUGAGCGUGUCGGACCCGGCCGGGUGCUCAUGCACUGCGGCUCAUCUUCAGUCAAAUGUUUCUUUAUUCUGGUCAGUGUCACUGUGGUGUAAAUGACUUGGUUUAUAUUCAUUUUGACAAUUGGAACUAACUAAAUUCAUUAAAAAACUGUACACACUAGCUCAUGGUGCAUUAUGGGUAAUAUACUCAUCUCCUUGGCCUCCAACAAUAACGCUGUGGAAACGUGGAAAUUCUGAUCACAACAAAUUGUCUUCUGAGAUGUAGUAAGAACACUAAGCAAAUUUGAACAUUUCUAUGGUACGUUAUGCUCUCCUAAUUUUUUUUAAAACUGUUGCAGUAAUUUAGACCCCAUGUUUGAUGGUCUAGUGAAGAAAGGAACAGAUUCAAGGUUAUUCAAAGGAAAUUUAUUUUUUAUAAAACCAAAAACUACAUGUGGAAUAAAUAAAUGAAACACAA
This is a messenger RNA of Neoarius graeffei (lesser salmon catfish), 2454 nucleotides long. RefSeq names its product alkB homolog 2, alpha-ketoglutarate dependent dioxygenase (gene alkbh2). The transcript is spliced from 5 exons. The record is from RefSeq and is a predicted model, not a curated record. Gene Ontology annotation, biological process: DNA repair. Bases 1 to 1179 code for a protein of 392 amino acids. NCBI's taxonomy places the organism in Eukaryota, Metazoa, Chordata, Actinopteri, Siluriformes, Ariidae.